Dovyalis caffra is the source of this 2400-nucleotide messenger RNA. Lineage: Eukaryota; Viridiplantae; Streptophyta; Magnoliopsida; Malpighiales; Salicaceae. The record is from the annotation of a GenBank genome assembly.
AUGGAUAUAGACCAGAUUAAAACAAAACUUAAUUGGGCAGUUCGGAGAAUGAAAACUUCCCCAUUGACUGCAGAAGAGACAGAACGCAUUCAGGAGGGACUCAGGGUUUACAAACUUGAUUGGUUGUCAGUAUGGAAAUCCAUUGUUCCACAUAGGGAUCCAUCUUUGUUACCUCGGCAAUUGCGAAUUGCCCUUGGGACUCAGAAGUCAUAUAAGCAAGAUGCUGCUAAAAAGGAGAAAAGACGGGUAUCUGAAGCAAAGAAACGGUAUAAAACCACAGAGUUAGUAAAUUGGAAACCGGCAUCUGACAAGGAGGACAAUCAGGCUGACAGAACUGGUGGAGGAAAUAGCAGUGGAGAUGAUUGUAUUGAUAAUGCAAAUGAAGCUUAUGUUCAUCAAGCAUUUUUAUCGGAUUGGAGACCAGGUCCCUCGAGUCUCAUUUCCAGUGAUACACUGUUAAGAGAGGAUUCAAACACCAGAGAGCAUCCAAACAAUCGUAGGCCUGGGGAAGCUCAACUCUGGAUUGAUAACAUGAAUGGGUUUCCUUAUGGAUCCGGUUCUCAUCAGUGUCCUCUUACUCAUGUUAAAACCUCUCCUCCUAAUACUGUGCUACCAAACCAUCAAAUUUCUAAUAGGUCACUGAAUACCUCCAAGUCCCAAAUCCAUUUGCGGCCAUACCGGAGUCGUAAAACUGAUGGUUUGCGCUUAGUGAGAUUGGCACCAGAUUUACCCCCUGUGAAUCUUCCACGGUCUGUUCGUAUAAUUUCUCAGUCAGCUUUCAAAAACAACCAAUGUGGAUCAUCUAUCAAAGUAUCUGCCUCAGGAAGUCGGACUGGGGAUGCUAGAAGAGACAAUAUAGCUUAUCAGCUUCCACAUGUUGGAAAUUUGAGAUCCUCUAGUGUAGUAGAUACAAGAAGGGAUAAGAGUAACCAAGCAACAGACAAUGUCACAGAUUCACACCCAGAAGAACCUGCAGUUGUUCACAAUGCAAUUAUUGUUGAUGGAAGAGGCACUGAUUCCGACCUUCAGAUGCAUCCUUUACUGUUCCAGGCCCCAGAAGGUGGCCGUCUGCCAUAUCUCCCUUUGGGCUGCAACAAUGGUACAUCUAGUUCUUUUAGUUUCUUUUCAGGGAAUCAACCCCAGUUGAAUCUUAGUCUCCUUCAUAAUCCCCACCAAGCAAACCAUGUUGUUGGUAGUUUUACUAAAUCUUUGAAGAGUAAGGAUUCUACUUCAGCAUCAUGCAGUAUUGACUUCCAUCCACUUCUGCAAACUGAUGAGGAAAAUAGCAACUUGGUGAUGGCAAGCUCGAAUCCAAACCAAUUUGUUUGUUUGAGAGGUGAAUCUACUCAAUUACAAAAUCAUUUUGAUGCAGUCCAGAAUAAAUCAUCUGUCAAUCAAGGGCCAUUUACUGUUGACCCUGAGCAGUGUUGUUCUAAUGAGAAAGCUAAUAACCUGGACUUGGAGAUCCAUCUAAGUUCUAAUUCUGUAAAGGAGAUAUCUCAGGGAGGUAGAGAUGCUGGUGCAAAUAAUCAACCAUGGUCAGCUCUGAGUGAACCAAAGUCUGGAAGGAGAAUUGAAACUUGUAACAUAAACAGCCCACAUGAUCAGCACACUGAACAUUGCCCCACAGUUCAUGGCAACCCAGUUUCAGGUCCUGAUGCGUCACCUGUCCCAAGCAAUAAUGUCAGCUUAUGCGACAUGGAUGAUGGUGGCGACCAAUCCCAUCCAGAGAUUGUUAUGGAGCAAGAAGAGCUGAGUGACUCAGAUGAAGAAAUUGAAGAAAAUGUAGAGUUUGAGUGUGAGGAGAUGGCUGAUUCUGAUGGGGAGGAAGGUGCAGGCUGCAAACCUGUUGCUGAGCUGCAAGAUAAGGAUGCCCAAAAUUUUGCAAUGGAAGAAGUUACUAAUGCCGAGGAUUAUGGUGAUCAACAUUGUGAGUUGAGGAGCUCUGUUCAUUCUCAUGGCAAACCUUCUAUCCUCCGAAAGGGCAGUCCUUUGUUAAAUUUGAGUCUGACAAGCUUAGGGAAGGAGACUACAAAUAGCUCUUGGUUAAGUUUAGAUUCACAUGCACCUGUUGACUCUUCAAGAAUGAAGGUUAUGCAUGAAAAAGGUGUAAUUAGUGAAUGUCCUGCCGCAAAAAAUUUAUCUUCAUGUCGUCCCAGUAGAUUGUGCAAGAAGACAACACCGAGCACAAAAGUUGAAACACAAAAGGAUGUUUCUGACAUCGCACAGCAACUUAGUCUGGGUCCUUUAGCUGUUUCAACACUGAGGAAACCCAGGAAGCGUUCUUGCCGAACAAAUACAAAUUUGGGCACUCGAAUAGCUGCUGAAAAUAGUGGAACAAAUGCAAUUCGGGCACUGGAACAGCAACCGAAAAUGGCAGAUACGAUCAAAGAUAACUAG